This is a messenger RNA of Mobula hypostoma (lesser devil ray), 5468 nucleotides long. RefSeq names its product LIM domain containing 2 (gene limd2). Lineage: Eukaryota; Metazoa; Chordata; Chondrichthyes; Myliobatiformes; Myliobatidae. Gene Ontology annotation, cellular component: actin cytoskeleton; plasma membrane. The transcript is spliced from 4 exons. The coding region runs from base 396 to 680 and encodes 94 amino acids. The record is from RefSeq and is a predicted model, not a curated record. Gene Ontology annotation, biological process: actin filament bundle assembly. Gene Ontology annotation, molecular function: actin filament binding.
AUUUUGUUUAUCUCUGUAUGUGUUUCUGAGAAGAGCUUGAAGAUCAGAGAUCUGUUACACAGCUGCUUGAGAUUCACCUGCACGGCGGGGGCAAUCGACAGCUAUCGAGCAAAGCAUCUUUGCGAUGAAGAAGGAAACCGGAGCAUCCCGAGGAAACCCACAGAGUCGCUGAGAGAACGUGCAAACUCCACACAGAGGGCACUGGAGGUUAGGAUGGAGAUGUGAGUCAGCAACUCUACUGGUUGACUAGGUUGGCAUUCACGGAAGGAUCUUUCAGUGCCCAUGCCCUUAAACUGCUUCAUGAAGCCACCUGGAGUCCAGCCUGAAAAAAAGCUCUGGCCUCUGGUCCAAAGUAAAUUCGGUGGAAGUCCCUGAGCUUGGAUCAAAAGGCAUUUAUGAAGACCACGCCGCAGGAACUCUGCACUUCCUGCAAUAAAACGGUGUAUCCCAUGGAACGGCUGGUUGCUGAUAAGUUUAUUUUCCACACCACCUGUUUCUGCUGUAAGCAUUGCAAAGCUAAACUGAGUCUGGGAAGCUAUGCAGCACUGCAAGGUGAGUUUUAUUGCAAGCCUCACUUCCAACAAUUGUUCAAAAGCAAGGGCAAUUACGACGAGGGCUUUGGCCGCAAACAGCACAAGGAACUCUGGCAGCAGAAGACGGCUGAGAGUGGCUCCAAGUAACCACGAUGCUAUUGCAAGGGAAGGAGCAGGGGCUAGCAGCUAACCAAGUGUGAAGCACUGGUACCCUGCCUCUCUUUAGGGGCACAGCAGCAGUGAUUUGUUAAUUUGCUUUAAAUAGUGUGUAAUUUAGGGGCCAUUGCUAAGAAGAGGGAAGGAUUGCUGUUAUUAUGUGUAGUGACAUCAUGUAAAGGGUCAUGGGGAUGUAGUAACAUAAACCAACCAGUGGAUGGCGGGGUUUGUACUGAUCCUGAAGUAUGUAAACCUCCCCAUGGAGAAUGUCAGGCCACAGGGAGAGGCAUACUCUCGCCAUUGAAACCCCUGAUGUUAACAUCUAUUCAAUCAUGCUAAGCCAAGUGCAAGUUAAUAGAAUUGGGGGGGGGGGGAGAGUAAAACUGGAAAUGAGCGAUCAAGAUUUCACAGGCCUGAUAACUGGUACUAUGAGCCAGAUGUCGCUCCAAUACUACCACAUAGUAACCAGAGAAAUUCUUCCCUCAUUUAUACAUUGCUAUGUUUUUGGAAUGAUAGCUCACCCUAGUGGGAACAGUUUGCAACUGCACAGAAUACUCUCAAUGAUGUGUGCUACUCUCAACAAUAUAUCUCUUUUUAAAUGGAGUGGCUUUGAUGCCAGACAUCUUAAUUGUGCUUUAUAGAAAAGGAUUAUGAAGACACAGUGACACCUACAUAUCAGUUGUGACUGAUUUCAGUAGAACCUUGAGAACCAUAGUGCAUCACUUGCACAUCCUGCUACACUGUACACUUUCCUCAUUACUCAGAUAGCUAUGACCCAAACAUGAGUGUCCAGAUUACUUUUGUUUUAGAGCAACCCCUUCUACAAGCAGAGCAGAUCUGCAAGUAAUUUUAGCUGAGUGUGUUGAGCACUUUGUAGUCAGAUGUUUUAUCAGAAAACUGGUAUCUAGUUUCACUGCAGACCCUCACUUCAUGCACACUUCUCUAAUCCCACAUAUAUCUCCAAUUUGUACCCAAACUAGAGACAUCAUGCACACACCCCAGCAAUGAAUAGUGCCCCUCUAACAGACUAGUAACCCUUCCCUACUAUAGUUAAAGCUAUAUUCACCUUAUUGUCCCAUCCUGAUGGAUGCCAGUGCCCUGCUAACCCCUGACCCCCAUGAUGCAGGUCAGUGCCACCCUGUUUCAGGGCUAUGGAUUGGAAUUUUUAGCUCAAUACAGAAAGCAGACCUUCCCUAUCUCUCUGCAGUAUCUCCACCACCCCUUUCCAUUUAAUUACUGGUUGAAUGGACAAUGAUUUAAAUUCUUAGUUUUAGUGAAGGCUUUGUCAUUUCUCCCAGCUUUGGCUACGUUUUUGAAAAGGUUGCAUGUGAUUUAAGUGUGUGGGAUUUCAGUUGUAUUAAUUAUCACAAUGUGAUAUUGCUGAAUUUCAGGGACAUCCUCAAGCACAGGCUUAGCAGAUGGAAUGCGUUUUUUUUCAACUAAAACUGUGCCUCAGUUACAUGUUGAGAAUAAUAUUUUGGUACUUGAAUGUUUAAUGUCUGUGAACCUAUGCAUUUUAUACUACAGUUCACAUGUAAUUGAUCAUUUCCAGGUUUCAUUCAAAAAAGAAAUCACGUCUUUUAUAAACAGUUGCUCCAUGACCAACAUUAACAAACCAUCUAAAGUUACCUGUGUUACUCUCCCCACACUAUUAAUUAAAAACUAUACUACUGAAACCAAAGGCCAGUGUGAGACCUGGACCAAUGCCACUGUGAUUAACAGACGUCCUCUACUUUGCUUCAUGCAUUCAGCAAAAUGACGACAGUGUAACACUUAGUGUUGCCGUCUCACAGUUCCAAGGACCCAGGUUCCAUCCUGAGCUCAGAUGCUGUCCGUGCAGAGUUUGCAAGUUUUCCUUGACCACAUAAGUUUCCUCUGGGUACUUCAGUUUCCUCCCACGCCCCAAUUAAUUGUCUGUUGCAUAUUGCAACCUUGGCUAAAAGCAAAAUUAAAGCAGUAGGUUAAUAAGCUGCAGGGGUGAUGGCAAAUAAGGGUAGAGGGGAAUUGGACCUAUGGGAUUUCUCUGCUGGCAGUUGGAUGGGAACUAAUGGAGUAAAUGGCCUCCUGGUCAAUACAAGAUGCCCAUUGAGAAGCAGGCAAGACAAUCAACACUUGUGCUGUAUACAGAUAAGAUGCGAUAGGAAUUGGCCUAGGUUACUUGUUCUUCCAUUUUAGAGGAAGCUGAAUGACUCUUGUGCUCUCCACACCUACCUCCCUCUUUUUCCACAACUUCCAAUUGCCACCUUUUGUGUGAUGCAUUGAGAUUUGAAUGUCUGGCUAUGUGAGGUGUGGUUGCCACCAAUGGAUUAGAAGUAUUAGAGUGUCAGCUGAAAUGAGGCCAGAUCCAAAACAAUGCUGACAUCACCAAGUAGACCAGGAGAAGGGAUGUUUUCCACUCACCAUUAUCUUUCACUGCUUACAUCUGAAGCUUCACCUCUUUCCAUAUGAGCCACAGACAAUGGAAAUUUCCACACUAGUCCAGCAUUAUGCCCCAUUUUCUAUUAGCUAUACUUUUGGAUGAAGUGCAUGUCACUGAUAGCAACAAAUGCACCAAGGCUGUACCAAUCAUACAUUUGCUACAUUUCAACCGCUUUUAAAGGGGAAUGUGGUGCAUGCCAUUCCAAUUAAGCUGCUCAGUUUUCCGAAUUCAUGAUGAUCCUAUCCAAAUGGAGCAACUUGUUUUUGAGCUCUGACUGCACAACAACUAAGGCCUCAUAGCCAUCUUGCACUUCUGUCUAUUUUAGUCACUGGUGCGGACAGAAUUAAUUGCCUCCUGUUGAGGCUGCUGCGAUCUGCAUUCUUGUUACCCAGCCAUGUCCUUUAACUUACAUUUCUACCUUCACAGGAGUGAUGUACUCCUGUCCAGCUUCACAAUGCAUCCAGAUCUACUAUACAUCCACGAGAGCUAUUGUAUAACCACAGUCUAAAAGUCCUUGCAUAUUACAACUUCUCUGUGGAAUAAAAAAACAAAAAAUGCUGCAAAAACUCAGCAAGUCAGACAGUAUCUGUAGAAAGAAAAACGCAGAAUAUUACCGGUCGAAAACCUUAGGCAGAACUGCUAUGCAGAAUGCCACCCUAACAAUCAACACACACUACUCCUGACCUCCAACCACUUCACCAUUUGUAUUGUGUGCAUCCAUGAGCUAAACAGUCUUGGGUAGUGCAAUAGGGAGACAAUAGUAGAUUGUCAUUCAACCCCAGACUCAUUCUGCCAUUCAGUAAUGUUAUGGCCAUUUUGCCUGCCUUCAUGUUCCCUGAUGCUCAUAAAGUAAGUAAAAUCCAAUUGAUCUCAGGCUUUAAAAUUUCAGUGGCCCUUCAUUCAUGACUUAUGAAUUCCAUUACUCUUUCUACAAACAGUUUUGCCUUAUUUUAUUCCAGCUGCCCACUACCAUUAAGUUUUAAGUUACAUGCUUGAUCUAAUUUCCCCACCAGAAUCUAUAUUCACCCUAUUAAAAAAAACAAACCUUUACUUGUUCUAAACACAUACUGCUCUCGCCAACUUGAUGAGACAUGCCAAGUUUUCGCAGAUUAACAUUAAUGCAACCUGGAAACGGAGCUUAAUAAAAUGUGAUGUUAUGUUGAGGAAAAUCUAUAAUGCAUGCAUAAAUCUGUGAUCAGCAUUUCGGGACUUGGUGGUGUAUGAUGUCUUACCAAAGUGAAAAAUUGAGUGUUGUUUUGUAAUGGUUGCAUGAAUUUGUUAUAUUGGUGCUUCUUAUCUGUUAGACGCUUGUUCUCAAUAAUGUAUUAAGUGGGCCAGGAUUGCCCACUACCCAGUUUUACUUGAUCUAAUCAAUAUUGAAAUUGGGAAAUACUAAUUAAAUACAAUAACUGCAGUUACACAGCUCACCCACGGAUAUACUGGGCUUUGACUAGUACAUUCCAUAAAUGAAUUGCAAAGAUUUAAAAAAAAAAGAGUAAUGAUAUCCAAACCCUUGUGGUUGGGGGCCUCGGAGUUGCCAAGACGGUACAGAAAACUUGAACAAUGACCCAGUGUCCAACCAGAAGUCAACAUGUUGAUGUAGGACGGAUGGGAUGGAGUUGACUUGAUGCCAAACAACCUGCGAGCUUAAUUAAAAAAAACUGCAACAAGGUUAGGUUCUCAUUUUGUGUGCAGCUGCAGUUGACCCCCUUCAGGAGGAGGAAAAGACCAGAAAAUAAAAUCAUUUUCAGGUAUUUGCUGAUUGCACAAUUUUUAUUUAGAGGUCAGAAAGAAACCGGCAAUUUGCUCCAAGACAUAGGCAUCAGACUGCCACAUUGAAUGUGAAUGGCCUAUUGCAUUUGGCCUGCACCAAGUAUUAACAGGCCAUCAUAUACUGCAUUUUGAACUAACCCCCAUGAGAUAUACGGGUCUAAGUUUGCUAGUACACAUUGCACACAUUACUGUGAAUUGUCACACAUUACAGACACAAAAUGUGAAUGAAGGCUAUGUUGUUAUGAUCAGAGUCUGACCACAUCUUAUUUUGUAUGUCAGUAAUACAGUAUAUGGUUGUCACAAUUGCCUCUUCUACUUGCAAUUGUUGUAUUCUAAUGUAAUUUACUGCCUUUUUGGUCACUCUGCAUUCCACUAACACUCCUGAAGGAAGCUGUCACUGGUAGGUUACUGCAUUUACAAUAUAUUUUACCCGGUAGAUGUUCCCCCAAUAUACAUGCCUUAUAAAUAUUGUAUGUUUGUAUCUCUUUUUACUGUUUCUAUAUCUCUGAUCACGACUGUUAAAAGUGCUGCUUUGAAUCCGUGAAUGCACCUCUGCUUUACAAAUGUUAGAGUUUUGACAUUAAAAU